This is a messenger RNA of Betta splendens (Siamese fighting fish), 3240 nucleotides long. RefSeq names its product sarcalumenin-like. The coding region runs from base 77 to 2386 and encodes 769 amino acids. NCBI's taxonomy places the organism in Eukaryota, Metazoa, Chordata, Actinopteri, Anabantiformes, Osphronemidae. Gene Ontology annotation, molecular function: GTP binding. The transcript has 8 exons. The record is from RefSeq and is a predicted model, not a curated record.
UGCCAUGCCCUUUGACCUUCAGCUAGAGGAGUAUAUAUAACCAGAGGAGGUGAAGGGAAGGUCCCUGGCAGCCAAAAUGAAGUCUGUGCUUCCUGUGAGCUGCUUGCUGUUCCUGCUGGUCUGGGCUGCUGCAGAUCACCAGGCAGGGUCCUCCACCCAUGAUGAGGAGCCUCUUGUCCACAUUCAGCUCCAGCAGCCAGAAGGAGACCUCUUCUCCUGUGGAUGUGACUCAGGGGAGGAGAACACCAGCCAGAGCUCUUCCAAUGACACUCCAGCCCCAGAGAGGGCGAUGUGUCAGCCAUGCAAACACCCAUCGAGUGUAGGCAAGCAAGAAGUGAAAGCAAGUAUUACAGUUCCUGCUGAGGAAGAAGGUGACGGGACAGAAAAGGAGGAGGAGGCAAUAGAGGAAGAGACAGAACAGCAGAGCCCUGAGGAUGAGGCCAAGUCAGUGCAGGAUCAAAUUGAGGAGAAGGAAGAGGUUACAGUGGUUGAAGAUGUUGCUUUUGCUGAGAAAUCGGAAGAAAAGGGAGAAAAAACUGAGGAAGAUUUGGAAAAAAUAGGGGAAGAUGAGGAAUUGUCUCAUGAGGAGCAUGAAAUGAAACAUCGCGAAGAGGUUCCAGAGGAAGAAGAACCUGAGACUGAAGAAAUGGAAGGAACAAACGAGAAACAAAAACACCCACAUAAGGAUGCAGACGAAGCAGCUGAGGAGGAGGUUAGUGAUGAGGCUGCUGAGGUAAAAGUAACUGAACCUGAGCAAGAAAUAGAGCGAGAAAUUUCUCCCAGCAACCCUGAGCCCAAAGAAAAUGAGCCAGAAGAAUCAGAGACUGAAUCCAAAGUGAUUUUAGAACUUGAGGAGGAACCAGAGGUGACAGCGGAGCCAGAACCACAACCAGAGCCUAAACCAGAUGUUGUUCCUGUAUUAGAGCGUGUUGAGGAGCAGACCACACCAGAAGCUGCCCAGGAAGUAGCUGUGACGCAUGAGGAGGCACCUGUGGAUGCUGCUGAGGAGCUUGCACACCCUCAGGUGCGUGAAGCCGAGUCGUCAGGGCCAAAACUGAGGGACCGCACUCACAUCGAGGACACACUGCGACUGGCUACUGCUGAAGCCUCUGCAGAGUUUUCAGCUGCCAUGAAGAAGUUACUGAACAUCUAUCACACAGCCAUUAAACCAGUGGAGCAGGCCUACAAGUACAAUGAGCUAAGGCAGCACGAAGUCACAGAUGGCGAGAUUACCUCCAAGCCCAUGGUUUUGUUCCUGGGACCCUGGAGUGUCGGCAAGUCUUCCAUGAUCAACUACCUGUUGGGUCUUCAUGAAACCCCCCAGGAGCUUUACACAGGUGCCGAGCCCACGACCUCUGAGUACACCGUCAUAAUGCACGGUGAGAAGGUUCGGACCAUAGAGGGCAUUGUCAUGGCUGCAGACAGCUCGCGGGCCUUCUCACCGCUGGAGAAGUUUGGCCAAGGCUUUCUGGAGAAGCUGGUGGGCAUCGAGAUGCCCCACAAGCUCCUGGAAAGGGUCACCAUUGUCGACACACCGGGCAUCAUUGAAAACCGCAAGCAACAGGAGAGAGGUUACCCUUACAAUGACGUGUGUCAGUGGUUCAUCGAUCGAGCUGAUCUGAUCUUCCUGGUGUUCGACCCCACCAAGCUGGAUGUCGGUGGGGAGCUGGAGAUGCUCUUCACGCAAAUGAAGGGCCGUGAGUCCCAGAUCCGCCUCAUCCUCAACAAGGCCGACAGCCUCUCCACCCAGGACCUGAUGAGGGUCUACGGGGCUCUGUUCUGGAGCAUGGCACCACUUAUCAAUGUCACUGAGCCCCCACGGGUCUAUGUCAGCUCCUUCUGGCCUCAGGACUAUGCUGUGGACACGAGUCAAGAGCUCUUCAUGAAGGAGGAGAUUUCUCUUCUGGAAGACCUCAACCAGGUGAUUGAGAACCAGAUGGAGAACAAGAUUGCUUUCAUCCGCCAGCAUGGCAUUCGCGUCCGCAUCCACGCACUGCUGGUGGACCGUUACCUCCAAGCAUACUAUGAUAAGCUGGGCUGGUUUAGCGACCCCCAUGAGGUGUUCCACGACAUCGUGAAGGAGCCAGACAAGUACUACAUCUUCAAGUCCAUUCUGGCCAAGACCAACAUCAGCAAGUUUGACCUGCCUGACAAGGAGGCAUACCAGGACUUCUUUGGCGUGAACCCCGUUUCCAGCUUCAAGCAGCUCUCGUACCACUGCAGCUGGAGGAGCGGCUGUCUGCUGGAGAAGCUGGAGAAGGCCAUCUCUCAGGAGCUCCCAGCUCUGCUCAGCAGCGUCAGCAAGACGGCAGACACUUCUGCCCAAGCGAAGGCUCCGGCAACACUGCCACCUCCUCUCCCUGGCACGCCACGGUCCCGCUUGUGAAGAGAAACCCAACAGACGGUGGGAGAAGCAGUGAAAUGGAGAAGGAUGCAGAAAGAUGAAGCAGCCCUGAAUUUAUUUACUGCAUUUUUGUCAGUAUGAUGUUCUAAUCUGUUGCCUUCUUACUACACCAGAACAGUUUAUAUCUGUAAAUGAGAGAAAUAAUAAAACUACUGUCACAUACAUGUGUCUAUGAAUGUAUAAUGGAUUUUUAUGAACGUUUUCCAGACACUAUUUUAACAUUGGUUUAGCAGAAAGGCAAAAAAAGACUAAAGCUACACAGUCCGGCCUUUAUUUCUGCAAAAAGGUCUGUGAUAUGUUAAUGAAACCUAGGGAGGAUUGUUGUUUUUUGUCUCUCUCUGUUUUGUACCAUAUUUAAUCACCUUUUAUUUUGGGGGAAGAACAAUCUACUUCUGCUGUGUCUUCUGUGUUGUUUGCUGAGUCUGGUUUAGUCUAACCUUGUGUUGUCACAGAUUUUACAGUUACAUUACUGUUGGACAGUUCAGCCAUGAUUGGUCAUGCUAUUGUACUGCACUGCUGUUUACUGUACUGACAUUUGUCUGUAUUGUGUUUGCUAUAGAGACAGGUUUUGUUUCUCUGCACUGCACUGACUGUGAGUUGACUGUAAUGAUUGAGUAUUUCCCUAAUUUAUUAGUAGCACUCUGUUUCUGUAUUUAAGGUGUUUUUUGUUGUCAAAAUAAAUCACAUAUUUUGAAUGACUACCACACCUAAAAUACAGAGGAAAGGUUUCAUUUGAAAGGAAAUGCCCAUGUGCGUGGCAACUGUGAGGUACACAGCAAAACAAAUAGGCAGUUUCCAUUUCACAUUACCAAUAAACUGUCUUCCUAAUAAAAAUA